Biomphalaria glabrata is the source of this 2506-nucleotide messenger RNA. RefSeq names its product transmembrane 6 superfamily member 1-like. The transcript is spliced from 9 exons. The record is from RefSeq and is a predicted model, not a curated record. The coding region runs from base 155 to 1330 and encodes 391 amino acids. Lineage: Eukaryota; Metazoa; Mollusca; Gastropoda; Planorbidae.
GUUUCUGACAAUAAACAUUAUUCAUUAUCAUUCAUUUUCUGCAAAGUUGAAUAAAAAUAAAAUGUUAUAGUUAGAUCUAGAUGUAUAUUGUAAUUUUUAUUACAAUUAAUUACAGAUCUAUCCAAAUAAAAGUAAUAUGGUUUGAUGCAGCAGAAUGACGCUAACCGGAGCCAUCAUAGUUUUUUUGACAUCCUUAGCAGCACUUCCUUGUUCCUAUACGUUUAAUGCAAUAUCUGUGUUGAAAGAUGAGCGUCUUAUUCUAAUCACUGGCCUAGUUACUUUUACACUUGUUUCUGGAAUACCAUGGAUAAUACUACGGAGAAGAUUACAGAAAGUGGACUCCUUUUUUUAUGUUUUGAGCCUGUUAACCUUCAACUCAGUGAUGAGUUUAAUCAUUGCAUUAGAAAAUGAUGGACUGAUUGCUGAGUUUAUGGGAUCCUAUCUGAGGGAAGGUGAGCCAUAUUUAAAGACAGCACAUGGCACAAUGAUGUCCUACUGGGAUGGAAUAGCACAUUAUGCCUUGUACUUAAUGAUGCUAGCUGCUGUAUCAUGGAAUCAAAGUUUCUAUGAUGUUGGAUUAUACUGGAUUGGUUCAUUUGGCUACAGUAAACUUGUUCUUCUGCUGGCUGUACUCAUGGGUAAAGAUGGAGUUGGAUGGCCAUUGUUACUUCAUCUUCCUUGUGUCGUUAUUUCUGCUCUUAUGUCUGUGAGAUUUUUUCAUGAGAAAAUGCAAGAAGUGAAAAAAUUUAAGAGCCACAUUUCAAGUCAGGAUGACAAAGAGGACACAAAAUUGUUGAGCUUAAGAAAGCGGCCGAUGGAUGUUAUACUUUUAAUAUAUUACAGUUUUGCCAUUUGUAUUACACUAUUUAGAUUUACAGCUGUGAUGGAGGGCAAUGUUUCAAUAGUACAACAAUACAAAGAGAAAAUUGAGCCCUAUUUGUCUGAUUCACUGCCUUAUCCAAAAGCACAGCUGAUGAUCAAUACUUUGUACUUUAUACCAUACUACGGAUUGACCAUUUAUUCACUUAUUCAACCGGGUCAGUCUUGGAUUUUGAGUUUAAUACUUGUCCAUGCUGGAGCUGCAAGUCAAGGUCAGUUUUCCUACAUGGGCUCCUCCUUCCACUAUAGAACUCCCUACAUCCACCGAGUGCCUCAAACAGCAUUGGCCAGAAUCAUCUUCUGGCUGGUAAAUGGCAUAUUAUUUAUUCUGCCACAAAUAGCCGCCUACUGCAGUCUAAAUAAUGCCAAGUUUUACUUUCUCAAGGCUACGCAAUCUUGUCGAAAUGGUCAACUGUCUUCUGGGACGCCUGUAAUUAAAAAGACAGAUUGAUGCCAGCAAUGCCAAGAUGAGUAUUUUCUUCAGAUAUUUUGUGUGCUCUGUUGAAAGCAUUCUCCAAUCUGACAUUAUAUUUUGUGUAUACAAGUUUGUUUUUUCUAUUUCAUGAUUCUUUCAUUGAAUCAAAAGAUUUGCUUUUAAAGUAAAAGUAAUUUUGCUACAAAUAUUCAUUUUAUUUCUAAUCAGAUGUAUUAGAGAAUGAAGUGGGAAAUUGCUUAUUAAUUUACUUAUACCAGAAAUGGCAUUUUAUUUAUGUUACAAUUCUGACAUGUAUUGUGAAAAAAUUUAAUUUUAUCAUUUUUAUAGUAAUAUUUUAUUUCAAGAGCUUUUAUGUGUGAAAAACACUAGCUCAAAUACGCUUGCAAUAGGGGUUACAUUUUAACUGCUCUCACAAUAUGGGCAGUGAUGGCUCUUGGCUGAGAUUUUUCAUUGGGGAAUCUUGUUAAGGCAGUUGAGCAGCCUUACAACUGCGUCAUUUAGUGUCUGACACAGUAGCAAAUGAAAUUUACCUCAAGGAAUUUUUUUUUUCUAACUUUGUAUUGUCAGAAAUAUUCAAUUGGUUUUGUACAAAAAUGUUUAACUAUCAUCAUUUUUUUUGGUUAGUGUAUUUAAGUGUAUUUAUCGAAGUGCCUUCCAAGAUUUUUUUUUAUUAUUCUCAUCUUUUUCUUGAACUCGUCAGAAUUUAUAUAUUAAAAAGAAAAACUUAAAAGAUUCAUAUUUGUAUCUGUCACAAACUGGUGCUUGGAACAUGGUAGGGAAUUUAAUUAUUUCAUUAUUGAUUUAUUUGCAUCAUAUUAUAUUUUAUACUAGGCAAAGACAAAAUGUACUUCUCUUGAUGGUCAGAACUCUCCACACCUCAAUGAUUGUAAAACACUGAACCAUACUGUGUAUCUAUACCUUAUAAAAUAUUAUUGACAAAAUAAAAUUAUAAUGUGUAUUGUGUAUUACAUUGUUUGCUCUACAACAAAGGGCCACUGUUGCUUUUUUACUUAAUAGAAAUACUCUCUAAUGCCAGUGAAAGUUUCACACUUAAGAUCCUUUUACCAGUGGAAAGGCUUUCUCUCCUAGGCAAGAUCUUCCAGAUGACUCUAAGUAGACUUCUGACUGAAGGGUCACCCAUCAAUUAGACAUUAAUGGUAUCUCAACUCCAAAUGAGCGCCCCCCCCCCCC